GUAGGAUUUAUACCGGAAGUAUUGCCAGUGUUCUGCGUGUCAGUUGUUUUCAGUUCGAGACGAUAUUGAGCUUCACCGGAGUGUUUUAUCGUUAUUUGGUUACGUAUUUGAAACGUCUCUGCCAGUUCAGGACAAGAGAAAUGAAGCAGAGGUUUAACAUCAACCUGGAUGAUUCUGCUUUCACCAAAGAAAGAACACCGCCAAAGUCGCACUUUCAGCCUUCAUCCAAAGGAGGACACAACGCAUCAGCUCCAACUGCAUCUUCACCAAAGCAUGCUCUUGGCACUAAGGAUCAACCCUUGUCCUAUGCAGAAUAUAUUGUGCAAAGCAAAAAGCAUGUGGUGGAUCCCCCUCAGAGACCGACUACAUCCAAAGCACCCACGUGUGAAGGUGCUGGAGUUGGCAGUCUGAGUCAUAUUGACUCUGGCUCCUCAUCCCUUGCUACAGAAAGACCUGAAACAGUUGUGGAGAGUGGUAAAAGAAAUGAAGGUGGUUCUGAAGGGGCCCAGAGGACAGAGGAGGCACAAGGGACUGGCACAGAACAAAAAGACAGUAACUGUCAAAGGUCGGAUGUCAACCUCAGUCUGGGUCCCAAACCAGUUGGGUCCGGAAGCAGCAUCAUCGUCAGUCCUCGACAGAGAGGAAAUCCUAUUCUAAAGUUUGUGAGAAAUGUCCCGUGGGAGUUUGGAGAAGUGGUACCAGACUACGUCUUGGGCCAGACAGCGUGUGCUCUAUUCCUUAGUCUGAGGUAUCACAACCUGAACCCAAACUAUAUUCACGACCGUCUAAAGCAGCUUGGACAGUCGUUCAACCUCAGAGUCUUACUGGUUCAGGUGGAUGUGAAAGAUCCUCAUCAUGCAUUAAAGGAGCUGGCUCGCAUCUGCAUCAUGGCUGACUGCACUCUCAUCUUGGCUUGGAGUCCAGAGGAGGCAGCGCGUUACCUGGAAACGUAUAAAUCAUAUGAAAAGAAACCAGCAGACCUGCUGAAGGAACAAGCUGAAAAAGAUUAUCUGUCAAAGGUUACAGACUGUCUGACCACUGUUAAGUCUAUAAACAAGACAGAUUCUAUCACACUGCUGUCUGCUUUCUCAUCUGUAGAAGGGAUCAUCAGUGCCUCUAAAGAAGAGUUGGCUCUCUGUCCAGGCCUUGGGCCACAAAAAGCGAGACGACUCCAUGAUGUACUGCACAAGCCGUUCCUCAAGUCAAAAACUAAAGACAGCUGAAACUACUGAUCGAUGAAGUAAGACGUGCUUCUGCAAACUGGGAACGGUCUGACAUUCUGUUAAACAGGAAGAUCACCAUAAAAACCUAUAGAGGGUGUUUGUUUACCAAUUUAAAUAAAAGCAGUGUGACAUGUGACCCAUGAUGUGAGCUCCUCUAAUUUUGGAGCUGCAGACAGAUGCUGUGUUUUUGUGAUUAAAUUUGUGAGGAUUUUGUUCACUUUUGUAUGAAAAAAAUAUUUUUAUACAACAAAAUACACUUUCUAAUAUUGUGUAUAUAUAUCGUGGAAAGUUACUGGCAAAUGUUGAAUGGUGCUAUUUAAAUAAACAGUUACAUAUUGCACAA
Messenger RNA from Betta splendens (Siamese fighting fish), 1566 nucleotides. RefSeq names its product excision repair cross-complementation group 1 (gene ercc1). The record is from RefSeq and is a predicted model, not a curated record. Bases 141 to 1223 code for a protein of 360 amino acids. The transcript is spliced from 9 exons. Gene Ontology annotation, molecular function: single-stranded DNA binding; damaged DNA binding. Gene Ontology annotation, biological process: nucleotide-excision repair; meiotic mismatch repair; mitotic recombination. Gene Ontology annotation, cellular component: ERCC4-ERCC1 complex; nucleus; nucleotide-excision repair factor 1 complex. Lineage: Eukaryota; Metazoa; Chordata; Actinopteri; Anabantiformes; Osphronemidae.